ACUUGGAAGAAGAUAAAGAGUAAAGUUAAAUCGAGAUCGAAGUUAAUUUACAUCUAUGGAAAUGGACAACAAUCGCGCAAGGCGCCAGGAUCGGGGGGUUGGGGGCUAGAGGGGAAAGAUGAUAGCAACGCGGAGAAGAACCUUCGAGAACGUCGCGACGCGCGCAUGCGCGCACUGCUCCGCCUCGCCGUGCCGGUCCGCUCGCACCUCGCGGUGGUCUAGGUUACACAACGUGCACGAGUCCUCCUCGAGCGUGCGUUCAUCGCCGGUUUCCCACUCCAACCGACUUGGUGACUACAAAGAAAUCAUGGCUGCUGCCAAUGCUGUGAAGAGGCUGAUUCCUCUCUUUGACAGAGUCCUCAUACAGAGGGCCGAGGCUAUUACCAAAACAAAAGGUGGUAUUGUACUGCCAGAGAAAGCACAAGCAAAAGUCCUGCGAGGUACAGUUGUAGCCGCAGGUCCUGGAGCGAGAAAUGAUAAAGGUGAGCAUGUGCCUUUGAGCAUUAAGAUCGGAGAUGUUGUGUUACUUCCUGAAUAUGGCGGCACGAAGGUUGAACUUGAAGAUAACAAGGAAUACCACCUGUUCCGCGAGUCGGAUAUAUUAGCCAAAGUAGAAGUUUAACUCGUUGAAUUUAAGUUACGUUUUCAGUUUUGUAAAUGCCAUAAGUUGUUCUUCUAGAACCAUGUGAAAUGGCAGCAAAGGAAACGUAUAUAGUUUUACACACAUAAUUGAAAGUUAUCUAUUUAACUCGAUAAAAAGACCUAAUUUUUUUUCUAAGAAUCUGUUUGCUAAAAUGCCAUUGUUUCUUACUGUACAUACCAUUUUCUGAUAAAAUAAAGCGUUUAUCUAUUACAUU
Molecule: messenger RNA, 857 nt
Organism: Solenopsis invicta (red fire ant)
Lineage: Eukaryota; Metazoa; Arthropoda; Insecta; Hymenoptera; Formicidae
Product: 10 kDa heat shock protein, mitochondrial
Cellular component (GO): mitochondrial matrix
Molecular function (GO): ATP binding; metal ion binding; protein-folding chaperone binding
Source: RefSeq, a predicted model, not a curated record